This is a messenger RNA of Eutrema salsugineum, 2256 nucleotides long. RefSeq names its product zinc finger CCCH domain-containing protein 5. Lineage: Eukaryota; Viridiplantae; Streptophyta; Magnoliopsida; Brassicales; Brassicaceae. Gene Ontology annotation, biological process: mRNA splicing, via spliceosome. The transcript is spliced from 9 exons. The coding region runs from base 109 to 2157 and encodes 682 amino acids. Gene Ontology annotation, cellular component: spliceosomal complex; U2AF complex. Gene Ontology annotation, molecular function: metal ion binding; pre-mRNA 3'-splice site binding. The record is from RefSeq and is a predicted model, not a curated record.
UACACGACGAGUCGCGACUCAGAGGGUUUCUUCUUUCUGUUUUCCGUCUAUUGGAAUUUUCUAGGCGGACAGUGUUAGCCAAGCGAGAGGUUAACGCUUUCGGAAAAUAUGGAGCAGCAGAACGAUAAGGAAGAAGGAGAGCGACCCGAAGAAGCGGCGGGAGGGAAGGAAGGGUUUGAAGAGAAUAAAGAGAAAGCGGCGGAGAUGAGCCGUAAGGAGAAGCGAAAAGCGAUGAAGAAAUUGAAGAGGAAGCAGGUGAGGAAGGAGAUAGCGGCGAAGGAGAGAGAGGAGGCGGAGGCCAAGUUAAACGAUCCGGCGGAACAGGAGAGACUAAAGGCGAUUGAGGAAGAGGAGGCACGGAUGAGAGAAAAGGAGCUCAAGGAGUUCGAGGAGAGCGAGAGAGCUUGGAGAGAGGCUAUGGAGAUUAAGAGGAAGAAAGAGGAGGAAGAAGAAGCGAAGCGGGAAGAGGAAGAGAGGCGUUGGAAGGAUCUAGACGAGUUGAGAAAGCUCGAGGCAAGUGGGAAUGAUGAAUGUGGCGAGGAUAGGGAUGGUGAAUCUCAAUACAUCGAAGAAGGGCCUCCAGAAAUUAUAUUCCAAGGAAAUGAAAUCAUUCUCAAAAAGAACAAAGUGAGGGUUCCUAAGAAAUCGAUACCUCAGGUGGAUGGGAAUAAGAUUGCUGACAGGCCUACAUCAAAUCCUCUAUUUCCGGGAUCAGAAGCUUUUCCCAUUGUUCAUAAUGUUAGUUCUGCUCAACAGAUUCUGGAUAAUGUUGCACAAGAAGUACCUAACUUUGGAACUGAGCAGGAUAAAGCUCAUUGUCCUUUCCAUUUAAAGACUGGAGCUUGUCGGUUCGGCCCGCGGUGCAGCAGAGUUCAUUUUUACCCUGAUAAAUCGUGCACUCUACUUAUGAAGAACAUGUAUAAUGGUCCUGGCACUGCUUGGGAACAGGAUGAGGGGCUUGAGUAUACAGAUGAGGAGGCUGAACGUUGUUACGAAGAAUUUUAUGAAGAUGUUCAUACAGAGUUCCUGAAGUAUGGAGAACUUAUUAAUUUCAAGGUGUGUAGAAAUGGCUCAUUCCACUUGAAGGGCAAUGUAUAUGUGCAGUACAGAUCACUGGAAUCAGCUAUUCUUGCCUACGAGUCCGUAAAUGGUCGAUACUUUGCUAAAAACCAGGUGAAAUGCGAGUUUGUCAACAUCUCAAGAUGGAAAGUCGCCAUAUGUGGGGAGUACAUGAAAUCCAGGCUUAAAACUUGUUCUCGUGGAUCUGCUUGCAAUUUUAUCCACUGUUUCCGAAACCCGGGUGGAGACUAUGAGUGGGCCGACCAUGACAAACCACCUCCAGGAUUCUGGAUUCAGAAAAUGACCGCUUUAUUUGGUUAUUCAGAUGAAUACUUGAAGCACAUGGAGCGUGAAUAUUCAGGGUCGUUACAUGAUUUUAGAUCAGAUCAACCAACAGAUUCACAUAGGCAACCUUCAAGAAGAUCUAGAUCGAGGGAUUCUUAUAGGAGCCAUAAGAAUCACGGUGAUACUCGGGACAGUACUCGUGGAUACAAACUUGGUAGGCAUGACGAGAACUGUCAUGGUGGAGAUUACAGUCCAAGCAGUACCAGAGGCGGUAGUUUAGAGAGGGAGAAGUAUAGAGAGCGAAGGUAUGCUAAGGAGACAUCGCGUCAUGAAAGCAAAUGGUCUGAAUACUCUCCUGGACAUCGGGUGAUUAGGAAAAGAAUCCAUGGCAGAUAUUCCGAUGAUGAUUCUCCUGAUGGAGAUGAUGACUAUAGCAGGAUGGAGUUUGGUCGAAAACGAAAAGCUAGAAGAGGCACUGAUUCAGAAGUUCGAGAAGAGAUGGACGAUGAAAAGAACAUACAGACCCACAGGAGUUCAAGAAAACACAAAAAGGAAGGAUCAUCAACUGAUCCUGAUUCUGAUCGAAGCAGGAGAGGAAAACGACGUCGAAGAAGCUCGAGAAAUGGCAUCGGUAAUGGAAAGAGAGAGAAUGAAUCAAGUGAUGAGGAGAGUUCAGAUAGAGAAGAAACACACAGAGAGAGACGUCAUCGCCAUGAAAGAAGAAGGUCACGACACUCACACGACCAGACUCCUAAGGUAUCAGAGGAAAUCGAAGGCUCCGAGUAUGAGCGUUGGAGACCAAGUGUGAUCUAAACAAGAUAUCAUCAUUUCUCCAUUGUAAAUAGGGAAUAUAAAUAUUGUAGUUUAAUUUACUUGCGAGUUUUUUGUUAGCGUUUUUUUUUUUGGUCAACA